AUGUCGAACACUGAAUAUCUUAUUCACAGCGACCAACUUGGUGAUGAACCAACUGUCCGACCAUCAUCUGCCUCUGUUUUUCAACCACAACCUGUUUAUUAUUCAAAUAAUGCAGGAAAUCAUUCAUCAUUUAAUUCACUUCCUCCUCCAAACCAUUAUCCUAAUCCUCAACAAACUAAUUCAACUCCUUUCAACCCAAGUGUUACAAAUUUCAAGAAUUGGAAACUUGCAUGUGGUAUUACUUCUAUUAUCAUUACAGUAAUGGGUGGAUUGUUGUCUGUUCAUCACUUUAUUGCCAUGAUUGUUUGGUAUGCUAAACAAGUACCAUUAUUUGGUACAUCUAAUUUAUUCUUAAUUCCAAUGGAUAUUUGUAUUCUCUUAAUUGGAGUUUGUGGAAUUAUUGGAGUUUUUAAACAAAACGAAACUGCUGCUAAAUUUCAUGCAUUUGGAGUUACAUUUGGAUCAAUUUUUGUCUUUUUCACAUUCUUUAUCUUUUCCUUACCAAGUUUCUUUGCAGGUUCUGCUUCCUCUCAAUUAUAUUACGAUGGAAUUAUUUCACUUUUAUUUUACAUGAUCGAUAUUCCAGUUGGAAUUAUUGGAUCAAUUGUUGGGCAUAUGUAUUUGAAAGUUCUUCAGUUAGUUCAAGUGAAGAAACAACAAUUGGAUGCUGUUCAAUAUCCAUCUGCAUCUAAUGUUGGUAUUUCUGGUACUACUUCUGCUCAUGUCACUCCAAAUGGUUUCUAAAUUUGUAAAAUUAAAUAUUAAAAUAAUUAAAUUUUUUUAUU
Messenger RNA from Naegleria gruberi, 785 nucleotides. RefSeq lists its product as uncharacterized. Bases 1 to 744 code for a protein of 247 amino acids. The record is from RefSeq and is a predicted model, not a curated record. The transcript has 2 exons. Lineage: Eukaryota; Heterolobosea; Eutetramitea; Acrasida; Naegleriidae.